CUCGGUAAGUAGGUGGGACCUGUAAUGCGGCUCUAGAAAGUGGAGUCAGCCUUGUGUUCUCGCGAUACGAGAUUUGCGCAACCAGACUGUAAGACCGACACGAUUCCAGUAAGAGUACAGAUAAAAAUUCAGAAAUGUCGGGUCGCUCGGUCCGCGCUGAGACCCGAAGUCGCGCUAAAGAUGACAUUAAGAAAGUGAUGGCCGCCAUCGAACGAGUACGAAGAUGGGAAAAGAAAUGGGUCACAGUUGGAGAUACAUCACUACGAAUUUUUAAAUGGGUUCCUGUAGUGGACACAAAAGAGAAGGAAAAGAAUAAAGUAUCAGUGGGUGGAGAGAUUCAGAGGAAAAAUUUCCCAUCAGAAGCGCAAUCUGAUAAUGCCUGCUCUGUACUGUUAGAUUUUCAAGAUGAAAACAGCAACCAGAGUUCUCUCUCGGACUCGUAUCAGCCUAAACUAGCAGCAGACAGCAGCAGUUACUCCAGUCCUCAACCCAGCGAACCUGUCAGCCCUGCACCCCAGACCCUAGAUUACCGGACAGAUGACCCACAACCGCCCACCCUUGGCCAAGAAAGCAUGGAGGAACCGCUGCUACAAACAAAUGAAGUCGCAGAUGAGCCACCAACACUGAUCAAAGAAGAUCUUCUACCCCUCGCUGCUCAGGAGGAAGAGGACAGCUUUGGAGCCCCUCCAUUGAAAAGAUUCUGUACCGAGCAGGUCUCGGUUAUUCAGACAACCCCUCUAAGCUAACACAUGCAGACGAACGCAAGCAUACUGUGCACUGGGCAUUGAUAAUCAGCCAGACUGAUCACUUGACCUUCCUAUAACUGCUGCAAAAUACACAAUAUGGACCAGACAUCAAAAUGGCACUAUAUUUAUUAUGACAUGGAAUUCUUGCAACGUUUUAGAUUUACAAACCUUUAACAGUUCUUUUAAUUAAUUCAAGAUUUCUAUCCUAAAACUGAAAAAAGUCGGACUGUUAACUGGACAUUCCUGUUUACAGGGAGAGGAAAUGAAUGUAGUAUCCAGACCCUUGGUGUUGAAAUUACGGCUACGGUUAUAAUGCUGCAGUUUUAUUUUAUAAGCAGUGGAACGUUAUGCAUAUUUAAAAUAUAAAGCCAUAUAUGAUUACAUCACUUCUGAAAUAAUGACUGAAAGCUUAGCUAUUAUUGGAGAAAAUAUAUAAGUAAAGAGUAGCUAAAAUGUAAUUUAAGAGAUGCAUAAAUAGUUGAUUAAGAUUUGUAGAUUUAGGGUCUCUUUUGUGUCUCCAAAGAGUACAUUUUCUUUUCUCUAUCUUUUACUUGACCAUACAUUUUUCGUGAAUCCUCUCUUUAUGAAGCACCAACAAGCUCCUAUGUAUUCUAUGUCAUCUAUUUUAUUUCAUUUAUUUAGGGCAGGAUAACACAUACACUGGCAGAAGUGUUUUUGGUAUGUUGUUAUGAUUAAAUUUUAUAGUAAUAUUUCUUACAGCUUUAACAUUUCGACCUC
Molecule: messenger RNA, 1484 nt
Organism: Misgurnus anguillicaudatus (oriental weatherfish)
Lineage: Eukaryota; Metazoa; Chordata; Actinopteri; Cypriniformes; Cobitidae
Gene: bcl7ba
Product: BAF chromatin remodeling complex subunit BCL7B a
Source: RefSeq, a predicted model, not a curated record